This is a messenger RNA of Hyaloscypha bicolor E, 1860 nucleotides long. RefSeq lists its product as uncharacterized. The record is from RefSeq and is a predicted model, not a curated record. Lineage: Eukaryota; Fungi; Ascomycota; Leotiomycetes; Helotiales; Hyaloscyphaceae. Bases 1 to 1860 code for a protein of 619 amino acids. The transcript has 2 exons.
AUGGACGUCAAGCAUGUCCAGGCUGUCCAGAUCAACCAUGCAGACCGGAUCUUAAGAUUGGAGAAGCGCCAGGCGGAUGAUGCAGCAUUGAAGUCCGUUUGGGGCACUGGCUCGCCGUUUCCAGGAGUCUUGAGCGGUACCCCCCAGCAAGGUCCAGUUCCAAAUCCUCCGGUCGACGUUUUCGACGACUUUGAUGAUGAACAAGGACAGAAUUUGCUCAACAGUCUACAACUCGAAGCAGAUGAGGAACCUGUCAGACGUGGUGCAUCAAGAGCCAACAGCGUUCGAUUUGAUGUCAGUGCGCUGCAAGGGUCGAAUUGGGCUGCUGGUUCGCGGAACUCGGGAGACUUUGGACCUGUACGUCCAGGGAGCGGAUUUGGAAGCCAUCCCAUGACGGAACGUUCACUGUCACACAAGUCAGAUGGUAGACAUAGCUCUGCUGGCCAUUCAGUGCAUUCAAUGCACUCGGUCCCAUCUGGCCGAACGAGCAGCCUAGGACUUGAUACUAAUUUCCUCAUUGGCGGCCAAGGCGAUGACUCGCCUUUGGACAUUCCUGAUCCUCCCCCAGGACUGUUCGUUCUGGGAUCCGUCCCCUCUAUUAUCCGGUGUUGGUUGACAACCAACUUUUCACACAAUUCGCUCCUCUACGCUGACGUUUGCACUGGCUCACAAAGGUCACUGCUUGAUUUCUCCCUCGUCAAAGAUCUGGGACUACUUGAUCAGGUUCAGAAGGACGCCUCUGGACGUCAUACCAUCAGGCUCCCCGUCUAUCUUCCUGAAGCUGUCAUCACUCAACCAACAUCAAGAUCUAAUAGCCCUGCUCCUCACCUUCCCACCCUCUUGGCGGACUUCGAACUCAUUUCUCUCACCCAUCGCAGCAAUUUCGACCGUAAGAAAGGAAUCCGUGUCUUCCUCGGCAGUGAUACCCUUAGAGCGCAUAAUGCAGACAUCUUGUUCUCUCAGAAUGUUAUGACGCUCUACGCUGAUGACAGAAACAAGCUUUCGGUUCCCUUCGUGAGGCCUGAAGACGAGAAUCUGUUCAAGAAUCUGCGCACUGCUAACAUCUCACCCGAGAGAAGUGAAUUGAAGGUGUCCGCAACUCCUCUCACACCAACUGAGUCGAAGCCAAAAGUGGAGCCAACGCCAGAAGCUGUCAAUUCUGCGCUGACAAGAAAAAUCGGCCAACGCACCAAAGGGAACUCAUCCGACCAAGAGCAACGUUCGGGUCCUUCUACAGAACCGCCAUCGCCAUUCAUCUCCAACUUCUCAUCGGAUGUAAGUAGUCGUAAUAGGGCUUCCAGCGUGAAGAGUGCCGAGGCGAACGGGAACACCACUGAAUCCGAGAAGCAACGUCUAGUCGAGAGCACUGCUCAGGAGUCAGAACCAUUAGAUUCCGGAGCCUCGGCCGACUCGGCACGUCGCGAAUCGUCAGGAGGAAUUUGGGGUUCGUGGCGUCAAGCAAAUGGUGCCGCCGGAAGUGAAAACGAAUCCACGAGCGGAUACCAAAGAGCUACAAGAGGAGGAGGAAGACACAUGAAAGUUCUCAAACCCUCGAAGGCCAUCUCUUCCUCGACAACUACUACUGACAAGAGCCGCUCAUCCUCUGCUGCACGCACCGGCGCAACGUAUGAGCCAGCACCGGCUCGUUCUUCGGGAGAAACCAGACGGAAGAGUCAGAGUCAGGCUGGCGGAGUGGAGAAUGUGCCCCUGAGAUGGGAGUCCAAAAGAGUCAGUUCGGAUGAACAGAAAGCACCACGGACCAUUUCGACGAUUCCGAGAUCGUCCAAUAACCCAGUUGGAGGCGCCUCGGCGUUUGCAUGGAUGAACUCUAGCAAGCCGAAAGCCACGACUGCGGAGUAG